Messenger RNA from Knipowitschia caucasica, 1257 nucleotides. The record is from the annotation of a GenBank genome assembly. Lineage: Eukaryota; Metazoa; Chordata; Actinopteri; Gobiiformes; Gobiidae.
AUGCUUAUGUGGAGCAGACUCGUACUGGUUGGCGUCUUCUGCUUGUCCUUGGUGUCCUCCGCCAUGGGAUGCGGACCCGGCAGGGGCUACGGCAGGAGAAGACACCCCAAAAAGCUGACACCUCUCGCCUACAAGCAGUUCAUCCCCAACGUGGCGGAGAAGACCCUGGGGGCGAGCGGGAGAUAUGAAGGCAAGAUCACCAGAAACUCCGAGCGCUUUAAAGAACUGACUCCCAACUACAACACAGACAUCAUUUUCAAGGAUGAAGAGAACACCGGCGCAGACAGGCUCAUGACCCAGAGAUGUAAAGACAAGCUGAACUCACUGGCCAUCUCCGUCAUGAACCAGUGGCCAGGCGUGAAGCUGCGGGUCACGGAGGGCUGGGACGAGGACGGACACCACUUUGAAGAGUCUCUUCACUACGAGGGCAGAGCGGUGGACAUCACCACGUCAGACCGGGACAAGAGCAAGUACGGCACGCUGUCCAGGCUGGCAGUGGAGGCGGGAUUCGACUGGGUUUACUACGAGUCCAAAGCGCACAUCCACUGCUCUGUCAAAGCAGAAAACUCGGUGGCGGCCAAAUCCGGAGGCUGUUUUCCAGGAUCCUCUGCGGUGACGCUGGAGGACGGCAGUCAGAGGCGCGUGAGUGACCUGCGGCCCGGGGACCGCGUUCUGGCCGCGGACGCGCGCGGGAAGCUGCUCUACACAGACUUCAUCAUGUUCCUGGACCAGGACACGCGCACGCGCAGGAUGUUCUACGUGAUCGAGACGGACAGUGGUCAGAGAGUGACGCUGACCGCGGCGCACCUCCUCUUCAUCCACAACGCGUCUGUGCGCGCGAGUGCGGUGUUCGCCAGUGACGUGCGCGCGGGACAGCGCGUGUUCGUGCUGGACUCCACGCGUCAGCGGCUGGACGCCGUGCGGGUCAAACGGAUUUACACAGAGGAGCAGGAGGGCUCGUACGCCCCUCUCACGGUGCAGGGCAGCGUGGUGGUGGACCACGUGCUCACGUCAUGCUACGCGCUCAUACAAGACCACGAGCUCGCGCACUGGGCCAUGGCGCCGGUGCGGGGGGCUCACUGGCUCUGGUCCCGGCUGUGGGGCGUGGGCCGCGGGCCGCAGGAGGACGGGGUGCACUGGUACUCUGAGCUCUUGUUCCACUUAGGAACGUGGCUGUUGGACGGACACGCGCUGCACCCGCUGGGCAUGGUCACAGGGGCCACCGGGGCCGCAGGGGCCGCAGGGGCCCACAGUUGA